UCGCGGGAGAGCAGCCACCGUACGGAGGCAGGAAGUUGCUUGCUAGGGCUUGCUUGGAGCAGCUAGCAGUUCCCACCGCGCGCCGUCGCCUUCCUCCCCACCGCCGCCGCCGCCGCCGCCGCAGCCGCACCCAUGGCGAGGGGCAAGUUCAAGGGCAAGCCCACCGGGGAGCGCACCUUCUCGUCCGAGGAGGAGCUCGCGGCUGGUACUUCAGCAGGACGUCCAAAGAGCUUUAAGAAGAAGCAAGUUGAGAAGGAGGUUUAUGAAAGAAGGGAGGAACCAAUAGAUGAGGAAGAUGAGGAAGAGGUUGAGAAGACUGAGAAACACAAAGGCACUGCAGGUCUUAUCGAGAUUGACAAUCCAAACCUGGUGAAGCCAAAGGGUAUUAAAGCCAAGGAUGUUGAUGUUGAUAGGACGGCUGGUCUGUCCAGGCGUGAAAGAGAGGAGAUUGAGAAACAGAGAUCUAUAUUGCACUACAAGAGGCUUCAGGAGGAAGGAAAGACAGAUCAGGCCAGGAAAGACUUAGACCGCCUUUCUUUGAUCCGGCAAGAGAGAGCAGAAGCUGCAAAGAAGCGCGAAGAGGAAAAAGCUGCCAAAGAAGAGAGGAAGGCUGAAGCACGCAAGUGACCUACCCAAGCUAAAUGAACCAGAUAUAACGUUGGCUUCCUGUUUACUGCCUUAAUUUAUCGUACUGUAGGAGUAGCAUCUGGUAUGCACUCUAAGUCUGUGACUAUGCAGCAACUAUGUAACUGCUUGUGCUGGCUUCCUUUAGAUGUUGAAUUCUGAACUUGGAGGAGAAUAUUCCUUUGCUGCUA
Lolium perenne is the source of this 815-nucleotide messenger RNA. RefSeq lists its product as uncharacterized. Lineage: Eukaryota; Viridiplantae; Streptophyta; Magnoliopsida; Poales; Poaceae. The record is from RefSeq and is a predicted model, not a curated record.